AUGGAUCCUGCUGAGCAAAUUUCUGAAGAAUGGAGUUCUCUUAGUGGGUUGUACACAGCUGAGGAAGCUGACUUUAUGAGCCAGCUGCUUGGUGACUGCUCAGUCCCUCAGCAUUUGUAUGGAAAUUUUAAUUUGGGAAUUCCAUCUGCAAUAUGGCCUGGUCAUGAAUCAACAAUAGUGAGCGUGACAAGCAUCAAUAAAAGUUCAGAUUUUCCUGCAAAUGUUGAUAAUAGUAAUGCUAAUUAUUUUUGUUUCUUACAAGGAAGUAGCUACACUUCUGAGAGUAGCAAUACAUUUCCUACUACAAGUGGUGGUAACUGCUGCUUGAAUAAUUCAGUAGCCAACAUUGGCUACAUGAACUCAGGUUUUUCCUUAGGAGAUAGCACUCAAGGGAAUGACAGCCAACAGAUAAAUGAAAACACUGAUGAAGAGUUAGGUCUGGAGGUUGUUGCUGACAAGAAUAUGCAGGAUCACAAGGAAUGUGAAGUACUGGUUUCUGAACCAGCAGAAGAGGGUAUAAACAACAAUCUUGAGAAGUCAGAGAAAAGAUCUAGGAGCUCAAUGCAGGUCCGAAAGGGUAAGAGAAAUGUUAAAUCGAUGAAGAAAUCAAAACUGGCUUCUAUAAGCAACACUGAAGAGGGUAGAAAUGGUGAUCUUCAGGGUCAAAGCUUGAGCAGUUGCUGCUCAGAGGAUGAUGAUUCCAAUGCUUCUCAGGAGCUAAAUGGAGGAGGAUCUUCAAGUUUUAGCCCAGAGGAUUCUACAGCUCUGAAUUUAAAAGGAAAAAAAUCAACAUCUAAUAGAGGUUCUGCCACUGAUCCACAAAGUGUUUAUGCAAGAAGAAGAAGAGAAAGAAUAAAUGAAAGGUUGAGAAUCCUACAAAAUCUAGUCCCUAAUGGAACAAAGGUGGAUAUCAGCACCAUGCUUGAGGAAGCUGUCCAAUAUGUGAAGUUUUUACAGCUCCAAAUUAAGCUUCUGAGCUCUGAUGAUCUCUGGAUGUACGCUCCAAUUGCUUACAAUGGAAUGAACAUUGGACUAGACCUCAAUAUUACACCAACCAAACAUCCAUAA
Messenger RNA from Abrus precatorius (Indian licorice), 1068 nucleotides. RefSeq names its product transcription factor bHLH84. The transcript has 5 exons. The record is from RefSeq and is a predicted model, not a curated record. The coding region runs from base 1 to 1068 and encodes 355 amino acids. Gene Ontology annotation, molecular function: protein dimerization activity; DNA-binding transcription factor activity. NCBI's taxonomy places the organism in Eukaryota, Viridiplantae, Streptophyta, Magnoliopsida, Fabales, Fabaceae. Gene Ontology annotation, biological process: regulation of DNA-templated transcription.